Molecule: messenger RNA, 4883 nt
Organism: Octopus sinensis (East Asian common octopus)
Lineage: Eukaryota; Metazoa; Mollusca; Cephalopoda; Octopoda; Octopodidae
Product: protrudin
Exons: 12
Coding region: 646-1821 (391 amino acids)
Biological process (GO): vesicle-mediated transport; protein localization to plasma membrane; endoplasmic reticulum tubular network formation
Cellular component (GO): endoplasmic reticulum tubular network
Molecular function (GO): metal ion binding
Source: RefSeq, a predicted model, not a curated record
GGUGAGAAAAAUAUUAAAGCGAUGAGUAAGGAGAGAGAUAUGUAUUAAAGAGCGAAGUGGAGAGUGUGAGAGUGAAUCUGAAAUAAAGAGAGAAAGAGAGAGCUGAACGAAGAGAAGCAAAGCAAUAGGGAGAGAAAGAAAGGUGUAGAAAGCUAAUAAGAGGUUGGGGGAGAGCAUGAUAUGUAAAAUUAGAAAAUAGAGAGAGAGAGAAAGAUAUGGGAAAGGAAGAAGAAGUUUGUACAAGUGAGAGAGAGGGAGAAUGAGAAAAAUACGGUAGAAAAGAGGAAGGUGCAUAUAGAGAGAAAGGUGUAGAUAGAGUGAUAAAUAGAGAAGGGAGAGUCGUAUAGAUAAAGUAAUAAAUAGAGAGGGGAGAGAGGUGUAGAUAGAGUAAUAAAUAGAGAAAGGGAGAUGCUUUGAGAAAUAAAAGUGGAGAGUCGAGAGAGAAAGAAACAUGUAGAAACAAGAAAGACUAAAAGUGAAUGUAAUUCAGAGUAAUUGAACUAGUGUUUCCGGCAAUAGAAAUCACAGGCAUUUAGAUCGGUCGAUCUAUUUAAUCGCUGGAUUUUUUUCCCCCUCUUUUGUUUUUACAUGAAUACAUUGAUUUUGACAAUUUUUUCUCUGCGACAUUAAACUCUAAAACCAGUAAUGGUUAAAGAAAUGAAUUCUGUGCAAAAGUCAACACUAUUAGUUCGAGAAGAAAAAGAUGGUGACCGCGAAAAAGUGAAUUCUUUAGACAUUGCCAAUUUAGUAGCUGAAGUAGAACGGUUCACUAAGUUGAUUGAGCCUGUGGCUUUUGUGAUCUAUGCUUUGGAAGAUGUCCGGAGAUGGCGUAAUCCAAACCUGACAAUUGCUUUGUGGAUCUGUUGUAACAUCGGAUGUUUUGUUUUGUCUAAAGCUGCCUUCUUUGUUUUAGUGUCUUUACUAGUCGUAGCUGUUGCUACUCUAUCACUCGUUCAUAUACACACACGUAUAUUUGACACUAUACUGCCUGAAAGCCACAGAGAAUGUUAUCUUCCUGGAGACAACAACGGGGACGAAGAAAUAUGUCAAAAUACUGUUAGAGAAUUCCAAUACAGCUUGAUACAGGUCAAUGAUUUCCUGAUCCGCUGCAAUGAGUACCUCGACAGUUUUUACACAAUUCUAAAAUGGGAAGAAAUUGGUCCCUCGCUCAGAUUCCACAUAGAAAUCUGUUCCUUUUUGAUCUUCCUCACCAUGUUUCCAGCUCGCUGGAAUUUUAUCCUUUUCUUCAAUUGGUUUUUCUUAGGUCAUGAAGAAAUGUUAAAAUAUAUUUCUAAAAAAUCUCAAUUUUUUAUGGCAAAAUGGAAAGAUGAAAAUGAAUUAGAAGUUGAAAAUCCCUCAAGUGAUCCAAAAGUACCAGAAAUGGAUUCUAAUGGUCAAACUGAACAGGUGAAUUCCAAAAAAGGUGAAAAUGAAGAAUCCCCAGAGAAGGAAGAAAUUUCUACCUCGGAUGGAGAGUUUGACUUUGUGAAUUGUGAUUCAGUCGGUUAUGCAGAAAAUCGCCAUGAGCCUUUGCCUACCAAACCUGGAAUGGUGGCACGUUUGAUGGAGCUGAAGAAACGCCGACAAUAUAUUGCAAGUGGUGCCUGUAAUGCUUGUAACGUUUCAUUUUCUUCCAUUCUGAAAAGAAGAUACUACUGUCGUCACUGUGGUAACCACUUCUGCGCUAAAUGUUGUGCUCAAAAAGUACCCAAGUCCUUAUUUGGAGCCACAGCUCCUUCAGCUCAAACCGAGACUGUUCUGGUGUGUAAUACUUGCUACAAUAUGCUCAUGAAGAAAGAAGAUAAAGAGAAACCAAGCUGAAUAACUGUUUGGUGACAGCUUGUCAUCUGAACUACACACUUUAAGAGCAUCAAACACUCCGAGAGAAAACUGUGCUGUCCUAGACUUACUCCUCAGCAAGACCACAACACCUGCUGCCACAAGCGACACUCACCGUUCCGACAAGAGUAUGGACAUCAGUAUUAUUUCAAAAGAAGCAGAAAACAAUCAUACUUUCAGUUUCCUUCUGUUCUUUUCAUUAUGGUUUUUCUAAUUGUUAAAGUUUUAACUUUAGAAAUUCACACAUUAUUUUCAGUUUUGUGAGUACCCAGUUUGAAAGGAAUGGUCCCAGAGGAAUUCAGAUCAUGUUUCAAAACUUAGUGAGAGGAAUUUUUUAAGUUAAAAAAAAAAAAAACCCAGUAUUUCUCCUUUAUUUUGAGAGUAGUAUGAAAGCAAAGCCUAAUAAUUUAUUUUAAAUAACCCUUCCCAACCUAUAUAUAUAUAUACACAUCCAGUUUUUGCUUCAGUGCCAGUGUAGUUACUCUUUCAUAAAGAGUUUUAUCUUCAGUGUGAAGAAUGCUUGCAGUUGGCUAAAAUAAAAAGAGAUGGGUUAUGGUUGUUCUGUGUGUGAAGAACAGGUUUGGAUUACGUAACUAUACAAAUUGCGUUUGCUUAUAUUUGAAGUUGGAGUAACUGUUUCAUUGACGGAACUGAUUAACGUAAUUCUGUUAAUUGGUUUCUUCUGCUCAAUUACUAUUUUAGUAAACUUCCAUAAAGUAUUAGUCAUAAAUAAGGGGAAACCUUAUAAGUAUUGUCGUAAUAGAUAGCAGUAGAUUGGAAGUGCUACAAAAGAAAUUUAAUAUUCAGAGAAAAUUAGACAUAAUCCCAGCUGUUGACCUACGGUGGAAUUACCUUUACGUAUUUCCGCAGCAAAAAGCUAUAUUUAGUUAAGUUGUACCAGAGACAGUUAACACAACACUUCAUUUUUCUGACAUACAAAAUACAUUUAUCCUGCAUUAUUGCAUUGUGUAUGGCACAAGUGAAUCCAAAAUCUUAAUCUUUAUUGUUUUGAUGGCUAAUAAUUUUGCUACUUAGUAACAAAAAUUCAAAUCAUUAUCAACAAUGUCUUUAUCUAACUGUGGUCAAAUUUGCCUUUCAUCCCAGCCCCUCUUAUUUAACAUGUGCUAUUAUAUUGCUAUACUGUCAUCUCAUCUGUAGGGUCCUAUUGCUAAUAUGAGAAACCGUUCUUAAUUUAGCCUUGCUGCAUUAAUGCUUCAAUGUUUGGAUUUGCUUCUGCUCUUUACUCAUAACAUUUAUUCUUACCAGAUCAUUUUAUCAGUGAUUUGUCAUGUUACUUUUGUCUUGUUCUUUCAAACAAGAUCUGAGAAUAUGAGUGAAAAAGUUUCCACCAUCUCAGUCAAACAAUUAUUUAAUAAUGGAUAAAUUUCAAUUUUAAAUAAAUCUAGUUGAGCUCACAGCAAUUUUAUUAAAGGCAGGGUAUAUGGCAGAUUUCAAGAGAACUCAGUAUGCAAAAAUAGGGUCAUUUUGCACAGCUUAAAUUCUACAAUUGAAAAGUUUAAAUUUAAAAGUAACUUCUAUAUUGACAGAGUUACUAUAUUAACUACAGUUACUUACUAAAAGUAUAUUUCUCUGUUCCCCACCCCAAGAAAUCUUAAUGCAAACUUUAAGUAUCCCACUAAAUUAAGACAGAAUUGUUAGUGCCAGACAACAUGCUUAGCAACAUUUCUCCUGGCUUUAUGUUCUGAGUUCAAAUUCCACCAAGAUUAACUUUGCUUUUCAUCCUUCCAGGGUUGAUAAAAUAAAUACCAGUUGAGCACUGGAGUCAAUGUAAUUGACUGGGGCAUACUUGACAGAGAACAUUUUCUUUCCAAGAAAUCAAUAAUCAAAUAGAAUUAUUUGGUGAGUGAAUCAUGGAAAAUGCUUUUUACUGAUGAAGUAUUACGAUGAUGGCGAAAUAAGGAUUGAUUUCAUAUUAUAUAUGAGCAGGGGAUAAACUACCUAAAGAAUGUUUAGUGGUGUACAUUCAAGCCAUAAUAAAUUUGAUAUUUAAGGAUGAACCCUUUCUUUUAGACUUACCAACUACUUUAUAAAUCAUUGUGGAAUAUGAACACUUUAAAUAUGAAAGUAUUGGGUUUAUAUUAUCAGCUUAAAGUGUGUGUUGGUAAUUCUGUUUCUAGGGUUACAAGUCCGUCCUGUAUAACCAUUAAGUUCUGAGCCAACAAAAAGAAAAAAAAACUUGCUUUAUUAAAGUGUAUAAGGUAAAGUUAUACUUAUAACCAAAUCUUCCAGGUCUUCAACAAAAUAUUUUAAAUAUACAAAGUGUUUCAGAGAUUUUUUUCUUCAAUUAUUUACUAUCAGCUACAAGUAUUUUUCAAAGUCUUAUCUAUCAAAACCUGUUUUUGAGAGGCUGUACAACACAUCUAAUCCUCUCUUCAGCAUUGUUCUCAUUUUCUUCAAACACUGUUGACCUUUUCUAUAUUCAUGGGAUAAAGUUUACAUUAAAAUUUCAUUCUUGAUGGGACCAUCUCUAACGAAGCAAAACUGAAUUGAAAUAUUUAAGUUUUCUACCACUUCCUACAUCAAACAUCACACGAAAUCUUUUACCAAGAAUUGCUUUUAUCUAGUCGUAUUAAAAUUAUGUUGAUACUGAUAAUGAGAUAACGAGAAACGUGUUUCUAAUGUAAAAACAAUCAUUCGGUGUUCAAAUGGAUUCAUUUUGUCUUGAUUUCCUUUUUUUUUUUUUUUUUUUUUUUUAAUGGUCUCAGACUUAAUGGGAAUUCAUUUUAUCAUGCGACUGGGUGUGAAUUAGAAAUAUUUCCAAGGAGUUGACUCUUACACAAAAGCUACUGCAAUUUUUGUGUUCCAGGAACUGAAACUUAAAAUGUAAUUUUUUUUUUUAAAUCAAAAAUCCUUAUCACUCACUAAAUUGGAGUAUGGUCAAUUUGUUUAAUUUCUGGAAAAAAACAUUAUCUCUAAUUUUGAAGGACCCACGAUUGCAGAAAAAUCAAACAAAGGAGAGAAAAAAAAACCCAAAACAAAUUUGAUCUGUCUUCCUUCUUGCUAUAAAAACAAAUCUUUAAACU